CAGUACGAAUAUCAUAGUAUCGGUGUGGUUGACCUGAACUAAACAAGUUUCGAGUAAAAUCUGAAACGAAUUCCGACAGUAGUCGUCGUAGUCGGCCACUAACUGAAUGACUUCAUUAUUCAAAGCUCACGUCGUAAAUUAUUCGUUGCCUUGCGAAACGCUUUCCGGUAGUCUCGUUUGUGUUCUGGUAGGGGGAUUACUCGUCCUCAGUUUUACACAUCGUUGUACUCCGAGGAUCUUCUUCAAGUUCCCUUGCAGUGUCGCAUUUCUCUUGUCGGUUUCUCCAAGGUUCCUUUGUUGGUCCGGGAACCUAUCUUCGGACAUCGGGACUAUUGCAGACCUCGACAAUAUCAUAACAGACGAUUCUUCUCCCGCGAGGGAAAGCCGGUGAAAUAAUGCACGGGCCGUGCCAACGAGCACGCGUCAUCCUCUAUGACAAAGUAAACCUGGC
Guyanagaster necrorhizus is the source of this 451-nucleotide messenger RNA. RefSeq lists its product as uncharacterized. The record is from RefSeq and is a predicted model, not a curated record. Lineage: Eukaryota; Fungi; Basidiomycota; Agaricomycetes; Agaricales; Physalacriaceae. The transcript has a single exon. The coding region runs from base 107 to 391 and encodes 94 amino acids.